GAAUCUGAACUCUACAGCUGUGAUUGCAUUUAGGUGCUUUUUAUUCACUCAACACUGAGGAACACAGCACAAGAGAAGAUUCAGGUGUUUCUUCACACAGGGGACUCUACUUAAUCUGAUUUAACAGAAGUCAAGGAUGGAGUGGUGGAGACGCUGGUUGCCAGCAGUGCUGUUUUUUAGUGUGAGUGGAGUUAAAAUGGAGCAUCUCCAAGCUGAAAACCUCAACCUUCUUCCUCCAGAUGAGUACAACAUGGUCCUGAAUCGAGGAAUGACAGUGCUGCCCAGAGACUGCCAUGAGAUGCUGAUGGCAUCCUCAGGCCAGGCCAGAGAUGGAGUAUACUUGAUCAAACCAGGUGACUCUCCCAUCGUGGUCUACUGUGCCAUGCAGGAGGGAGGCUGGACUGUGGUUCAGCAUAUUACAGUCAAUAGCAGUGUGAACUUUGAUCGCACCUGGGCUGAGUACAAGAACGGCUUUGGGGAUGUCACAGGGGAUCACUGGCUUGGGAAUGAGUACCUCCAUCAGCUCACCCAAGGCCCCACUCGCUAUAAACUGGGAGUAAAACUCGUGGACCGGGAUGCCAUCACCAAGAUGGGGGAGUAUGAUCCGGUCCUGGUGGAGGAUGAAUCAGCAGCAUACAGACUGAGGCUGGGGUUGUUCCAGGGCACAGCUGUGGACGCUCUGACUCUGGACACAGAAAACUACUUGCAUGAUAACCAGAAAUUCACAACCAAAGAUAGAGACAAUGACAACUACUUCCAAAACUGUGCCAAGCUGGAGUUUCAAGGGGUGCCAGGAGGAGGAUGGUGGUAUGAUGCCUGCGCAGGUGCAAAUCUGAAUCGCAGAAAUGUCAUUUACUGGCAAAAAGACUGCAACAAGGAGCGGCUGUGCAAGUAUGCAUGGAUGAUGGUGAAGCCUUCAGACACAGUUAAAAUUAUUCCCAGUGGAGAAUGCAAAAAGGAUGAGCUAUGAGGAAGUGACUUCACCACAUUUUAUUCAGAAAUGCACAGACAUGAUCACAAAAUACUGAGAAGAACCAAAAAUGUAUCACAAACUUGAAACACUGUUUAAAACGGCAUUCUGGUUCAGCUCUUCCUUCACCAUGUCAGCUUGCUCAAAGCCAAGAUUUUCUUUCCCCAAAUUGCAAACGCUCUGUUGUUAGCUUAGCUGCUCUCCUAAAAACAAAACAUUAUAGCUUAUAAUUCACCGUGAUAAAAAUGUCUCCUGCUUGUUUUCCAGUGCUUGCAGAAAGAAACACUUCAUGAACACUUUUACUCCAACAAAAUCUAACUUGUUUGCCAGAAAUACAAUAGAAAUAUUAUGACAUGUUAAUUUUAGCUAUAUUAAUAAAGAAAACAAAUACUGUAUUUUGAUGCUUAAGAACAAAAAAAUCCUGAGGAUAAAAAUAAUGAAGACAAGACAAUGUGUACUGUAAAAUUCUUCACUCCUCCAGAUGUAAACACUGACAUUAAUAAAAAAUUAAAACAGU
Molecule: messenger RNA, 1487 nt
Organism: Melanotaenia boesemani (Boeseman's rainbowfish)
Lineage: Eukaryota; Metazoa; Chordata; Actinopteri; Atheriniformes; Melanotaeniidae
Exons: 3
Coding region: 137-970 (277 amino acids)
Source: RefSeq, a predicted model, not a curated record